Messenger RNA from Sinocyclocheilus grahami, 966 nucleotides. RefSeq names its product tripartite motif-containing protein 16-like protein. Bases 50 to 748 code for a protein of 232 amino acids. The record is from RefSeq and is a predicted model, not a curated record. Gene Ontology annotation, molecular function: protein binding. The transcript has 5 exons. Lineage: Eukaryota; Metazoa; Chordata; Actinopteri; Cypriniformes; Cyprinidae.
CGCGGUUCAUAUCUAGAAACAUUACAUACAGACAAACUCAAUCAUCAAAAUGCCUUCAAGCACAAGAAUUAUGGCACCUCAAAUCAAGAAGACAGGAAGGAAAGUCAAAGUCAGAAAUAUUCCUGCUGAAAAGCUUCCAGUUUACGAGCCGAACAUACCAGAGCCGACGUCCAGAGAGGAGCUGCUUAACUACUGGCUCAAUAUUUCACUGGACGAACGAUCUGCCAAUAAACUGCUGUGGCUGACAGAGGGCGGGGCUAAAGUGUCCCGCAUGACAGAUGAGGUGUGUCCUUACCUGGACAGGCCAGAGAGAUUUGACCACAGCCCUCAGGUGCUGUGUAAGGAGUCUGUCUGGGCGUCGCGCUGUUAUUGGGAGGUGCUGUACUCUGGCUGGGUGGUUAUAGGAGCAGCAUAUGAGGCUGCUGGGAGGAAGGCAGGCGACGGUCCCUGUGGCCUCGGGGAGAACGAGGAGUCGUGGGGUCUGGGUUGGGCCGGAUCCUGCUAUGACGCCUGGCAUAAAGGAAUCAACAGCAGGGUGGCAGACGUGCCUCAGUGCUGCACUAUAGGCGUGUAUGUAGAUCAGCCCGCGGGUCUGCUCUGCUUCUACACCGUGGAGACAGAGGAAGAUUCAAAGAAAAAGGAAGUGAAACUUCUUCACAGGUUUAAAAAUCCCAUAAAGGAGAAAAUUCUGCCAGGUUUCUGGGUGGGAAGACAGUCCUCUUGCUUAAUACUCAAGAAAGAGGAAUGAGGGGGAGACUUUAUUUUACACUGUAAAACGUCAUAUGACUUUAUAUAUAAAUUACUGUUCAUGUGUAUUUCAUUAUAUAGUCUGCUUAUGCCCUUUUGUAAUCCUACAUUUUCAGUUUCACAUAUGUCAUUUUGAAAAUGCACCAUGCAGGCCAUCAUACAUAGGGUUUUUUAAAGUCUAGAAUUAAUAUACACUCUUAAAAAUAAAGGUUCUUUAUU